GCGCUUUCCUCAUCCCAUACUGCAUCUGUGUUUUCGUUUGUGGAAUCCCCCUGUAUUUUCUAGAAGCGGCUUUGGGUCAGUUCGUCUCCGGCAGCGUCAUACGUGCCUGGAACCUGUGCCCACUGUUUAAAGGAAAGUUGUAUUUCUUUCAAGCAUUGCUGUUAUUAUAUCUUGUAU
Messenger RNA from Candidula unifasciata, 177 nucleotides. Lineage: Eukaryota; Metazoa; Mollusca; Gastropoda; Stylommatophora; Geomitridae. The record is from the annotation of a GenBank genome assembly.